ACGGAUAAGCGUAAAGUGGAACAUCGUAGUGUACAGCUAUCUGCUAUCGUUUCGUGCAGAAAGGUCGAGAGUUCAUGAUCAUACAUUGCUUUAAAACGAUGAUUUUACGAAGUGUUUGACGACGAUCUCUUUUUCUUUAUUAUCACUGCCGACUAAUCAGAAACUACAGACAUUGAAGUUUUUCUUUAUAUCUUUUUGUGUGAAUAUUUGGUUAACAAACGCAUAACCUGUUAAAAUUUAGAAGAUUAUUAUAGAUUUAGGGAUUUGAAAUUAGGUGUGUGAAAAUUAUACUAUAAUAAUAUAAUCCGAAGAUGCCACUCUUCGGUAAAAAAGAUUCAAACAAGAAGAUUAAAAAAGAUGGAAAAGAUGAUAAAUCGCCGUCUGUUGAGGACAAAUACAUCCUAAAGGAAUUACUUGGAACAGGUGCUUUUUCUGAAGUACGUUUGGCAGAAAGUAGGGAAAAACCUGGACAAAUGUUUGCUGUAAAGAUCAUUGAUAAAAAAGCAUUAAAAGGAAAAGAAGAUUCUUUAGAAAAUGAAAUUAGAGUUUUACGAAGGUUAACACAUCCUAAUAUUGUUCAGUUAUUGGAAACAUUUGAAGAUAAACAUAAAGUUUAUUUAGUUAUGGAAUUAGUUACUGGUGGAGAAUUAUUUGAUAGAAUUGUUGAAAAAGGUUCCUAUACAGAGAAAGAUGCCUCAGGUUUAAUAAGACAAGUUUUAGAAGCUGUGGAUUAUAUGCAUGAUCAAGGUGUAGUACAUAGAGAUCUUAAACCCGAGAAUCUUUUAUAUUAUAAUCCAGAUGAAGAUAGUAAGAUUAUGAUUAGUGAUUUUGGUCUAUCAAAAAUGGAAGAUUCUGGUAUUAUGGCAACUGCUUGUGGUACACCAGGAUAUGUUGCUCCAGAAGUUUUAGCACAAAAACCAUAUGGAAAAGCUGUGGAUGUAUGGAGUAUAGGAGUCAUUUCUUAUAUUUUAUUAUGUGGCUAUCCGCCAUUUUAUGAUGAAAAUGAUGCGAACCUGUUUGCACAAAUUUUAAAAGGUGAAUUUGAAUUUGAUUCACCGUACUGGGACGAUAUCAGUGACUCCGCAAAGGAUUUUAUUCACAAAUUGAUGUGCGUCAAUGUUGAAGAACGUUAUUCUUGCAAACAAGCCCUUGCACAUCCUUGGAUAUCCGGCAAUGCAGCUAGCAAUAAAAAUAUCCAUGGCUCCGUAGGAAAGUCUUCCUCUUCUCUCAUGGUUGCAGCAAGCCUAUCACGCAGCCACGGUUAUACGUCAAAUGCAACGAUUGGCGCUCAACAGCGGUCAACAGCAACAGGGCCCAGGAUCAACAGGCCCCUCCAGCGGCAAUCUCAUGCCAUACCCCGACCAAUCGCAAUCCAACCCCAGUCAUCAAUCCAGAUCAGUGGAGUCUCCAACCAAUCACAAUUGAAGGAAAUACGCGAGUCACCAUUGUCAAUGUCAAACUUGGUGGCCUCGAAUCCUAUUCCCAUUCCAAUCACUCCAAGUUCACCAUUAUACUUACGCAACAAACGCUUCAAGCUGUGGGGUAGCACACGCACUGCUCUGUCUACUCUAUUUCAAACGAAUAUAUCGUAUCUUAGAAAACAAAGAAAGUAUAAGAAAAGUUGAGUCAUACUAAGUUUCUUCUAAUGAGAAACUGUUGGACGACUGGUUAUUUUCUUGCCGAAUAUUCUAAUUCUGGUAAGAAUUUGUAUAGAUUCCAGCUAACUUGCUUUAUUGUGGUCUCCUGUGAUAUGGUUGCCACCGAUUAUAUAUAUAUAUAUAUAUAUAUUACAAAAGUACACAAAUGCUCAUAUACAUAAUUCCUUUCUCUCUCUCUCUCUCUCUCUCUCUCUCUCUCUCUCUCUCUCUCUCUCCCCCCUCUCCUCCUCUCUCCUCCCCUCCCCUCCCCUCCAUCAUACAGCCCGCGCGAUAUAAGGCGAUUUUUUAAAUUUUCUCGUUUUAUCGCGCUUAGUUUUACAAGCUUUAUUUCAAAAUUCUAAAUAGAUCUAUCUAUGUUGAUGUAUUUACAGUAAAAUUAAAUCCUAUAGUUAAUAGAGAUUUUAAACAAUAAUAAAAUAUAAACAUUGAUCAAGCAAAAAUAUAGUUAAUAUCUUUAGAUAAAUUUAAUGCUAAUUGUGAAAUUUUGUGACAUAAGGAAAAUUUUGCUCGAUCAAGUCUAUUAAAUAUAUAUAUAAUAGAAAAAAAAAGAAGAAACAAUGUGAACAGUACAACGACAUGUUUUUAUCUUUUAUAAAAUUUGGUGUAAUGAAUAGUAGUUGUUUAGAUAAUUCUUUGCGAUAUAAACAUUUUACUAUAUUCUAGUUAAAUAUGUUUUAAAUUUCACGAACCAAUAUGCAGUUUUUUGCCCGGUACUUUUCGAUAAAUGGCACGAUCGAAUAUAAUAUAUAUAUUAUUUAAAGUAGUUUUUCAAGAAAUAUAAUGCAAAAGACAAACUAAAUAAGCUUUUUAUAAAAUAGAUUACAAGAAGAAAACAAUUCUUGCCAUAUGAAAUCGCGUUGUGUAAGAUCUGUGUAAGAUCUGUGUAAGAUUUGAUUUUGUCGAUAUUUGUUUUUAUGUUUUUUUUAUAAUUAAAAUAUAUUUUAUUUUACGAUAAACAAAAUUAUUUAUAUACAGUUAUGUACAGUAUACUAUAUUGCAAAAUAUUAUAUAUAUACAUUAUAUACAGGUAUUCUGUUACGUAUGUUUUAUUAUAUAGUGAUAUUAGUAAAAAUUUAAAAAUUCCAGAACAGAAAUAUAUUAAUUAGAUUUAAUAUAUGUAUACAUACAUUUAAUAUAUGUAUAUUAUUCUGCUCAUAUUUUUAUCAAUAUAUUGCAGUGAAAUUUAAUGAGAAAUGUAUAUAAUUCAUACACAAUUCUUCAAUCAUCUCUUUGCAAGAUGCAAAUAUAAAGAGCAAAUAUUAUGUAUAAA
Molecule: messenger RNA, 2928 nt
Organism: Apis mellifera (honey bee)
Lineage: Eukaryota; Metazoa; Arthropoda; Insecta; Hymenoptera; Apidae
Gene: CaMKI
Product: calcium/calmodulin-dependent protein kinase type 1
Exons: 8
Coding region: 312-1625 (437 amino acids)
Biological process (GO): protein phosphorylation
Molecular function (GO): ATP binding; calmodulin binding; calcium/calmodulin-dependent protein kinase activity
Source: RefSeq, a predicted model, not a curated record